This is a messenger RNA of Caenorhabditis remanei, 993 nucleotides long. RefSeq lists its product as uncharacterized. The record is from RefSeq and is a predicted model, not a curated record. Lineage: Eukaryota; Metazoa; Nematoda; Chromadorea; Rhabditida; Rhabditidae. Gene Ontology annotation, biological process: protein ubiquitination. The transcript is spliced from 4 exons. Bases 1 to 993 code for a protein of 330 amino acids. Gene Ontology annotation, molecular function: ubiquitin protein ligase activity.
AUGCUCAACUUCAAGAGCAGCAUGUCUGUACAGCCCUUCAUUCGGACACCGACAUGUCAAGUGUGCCUCGAACCGUAUGACGGAAAACGACACACGCCGAAAAUAUUGCAAUGUGCGCAUACAGUGUGUGAAUCGUGCAUUAAUGUUCUGGAAGAACAAAGUCGUCGACGAUACAAUACUGGUUUGGAUCCAACGAUUGUUUCUAUUUCGUGUCCGGUUUGUAGAACGGAGACAAAAACACCCCGAGCAUGCAUUCGAACAAACUAUCAAUUGAUAGAUGUCGUCGACGGAAUGUGCAAAGAAGCGACACAUAACAUUGCAUUUGUGAAUUGCAUCGAGUGCGAAGGAGUCUAUCACGAAAAAGAUGUCAACAUCUGCACCCAAUGCUCACCAAUCAACGAAGAUACGAAUACAAAUGAACUUGUUGAACGCAGCGUCAGCCUCCACCAGUUUUCAUUAUGCUCAACGUGUCUACUGGCUCAUAUUGGAAAGAAGCACAGUUUCAUCCCAUUACAACCACUUCGAGUUGAAAUGCAACGACAGGAAAAUAUUCGUCGUAUACUUCAAUCCCAAGAGAAACUAACAAAAUCACAACUUCGAUUCCGUGAACUUCUGGAUAAAACGAUGGCGAAAUGGAUACUUUGGAGUGGGAACCAUGAGCUGAAUAUGACUCGUUUCCGUGAAGCAACGGAAAGUUAUCAUCAGAAGACGCUCUUUGAGAAGUUCAUGGAAGAGAUAUCCACGAAGACGGAACAAAUAGAUAAUCUGAUCACUCAUGUUCAAAUGUGGAGUGAUGAGUUGGAAAGAGACAUGCCACGAAGUGAAUUCCUGGCAAGAUUCAUUUCCCCAGACAGGACUCCAGAAGGCGCUAGAUUGCCAAAUGCACCUCCAGUUCCACCACGGCCAGCAGCUCAGCCACCCCUCCCAGGAACCCCUCGACAACACAAUGCUGGGAACGAAGAGAACUUUUUGUACUACUUUGAGCGACAAUAG